Phytophthora nicotianae INRA-310 is the source of this 495-nucleotide messenger RNA. RefSeq lists its product as hypothetical. The record is from RefSeq and is a predicted model, not a curated record. Lineage: Eukaryota; Oomycota; Peronosporomycetes; Peronosporales; Peronosporaceae. The transcript has 2 exons. Bases 1 to 495 code for a protein of 164 amino acids.
AUGGAGACCGAGGCGGAUUUAUCCGGAAUUGAGAUCGAUGCUACGGUCGUUCUUGAGUACACUGAUGGAGACGACGAAGGUGGCAACUCUAGCCUACAAGUGGAACCCAAACAGCAGGACGUUGAAAGUGAAGUUUUGGAAACGGAAAUUGUGGUUGAGCAUACCAUAAACGCACCUCUAGACGUGAGUAGUGGCGAUUCCGAAGACUCUCUCGACUUUGGUAGUGAUAGCAAGGACGAUGGAAUUGGGAUGGCCGCUCAAAAUCGAAGGGAACCGGUACCUCCAAAAGCAAUAUUUAAAAGUAUCGGGUUUUACAACACAUUGGGUGAGGCGGAAGGUGCUCUUCACGGCUUUAAUCGCUUUGUCUACACGUAUCGAACGAGCUAUCAACCCAUCGAGUCAAUGAAACAUCUUUUCGGUAUCAGCUUUUUCAACGUGGCCAUCACUCUGGCGCAACUAUUCAACUUCCAGCACGAGGAAUUUCUCCCGUUUUAA